This is a messenger RNA of Dermacentor andersoni, 3771 nucleotides long. RefSeq names its product bromodomain-containing protein 140 (gene Br140). Gene Ontology annotation, molecular function: protein binding. NCBI's taxonomy places the organism in Eukaryota, Metazoa, Arthropoda, Arachnida, Ixodida, Ixodidae. The record is from RefSeq and is a predicted model, not a curated record. Gene Ontology annotation, biological process: regulation of transcription by RNA polymerase II.
CAACGCGGCAACCUUGAGUAGCCGUGUCAGUCGAUCAACAAGGGUCGACGCACAGAUAGUCUGUGCGUGUGCUUUCCCUCUCUUUUAUUUUUUUGCUUUUCUUGCCGGCGUCGACGCCGAUUACAACUGGCCGGAAGAAAACGACUCGCGCAGCGUCGGUCGACGAAGCCCUGUCCGUGGAGUGGCGGCAGGAAUGCGCCGCCACGAUCGACGUCCCAGCGCCGGGGCAGCGCGGUGGCGGCCUGCAGCAGCAUCGCCUGCCGCCGCCACUACGACAGCUACAUCGCUGUUGGUGGCCGCGUCUCCGACCGUGGCGUGAACAGUGCGGACGACUCAUCGCGGGGACCGCCAGUGCUGCGGACUCCGGGAGGCGAGCGCCAUGUUGGUGAAUAACAGUAGUUUCGACGUGCGCGCUUUCUGCCAAAACCUACGCGCGACCAAGCCUCCGUACGAGUGUCCGCUGUCCAACUGCGGUCGAAUCUACAAGACCUACUCGGGCAUCCAGUUCCACCUGUACAACUUCGAGCACGACGGCAGUAGCAGUAGUGGUAGCGCACCGCCGAGCAGCAAGAAGAACAAGCGCGGACGCUGGCACCACCGGCAGAAUCGGCGCUCUCCGACACCGCCGCCGGGGCUGAUACCGGCCGCGCGCGAGGCGCUCACAUACGCAGAGGCGCAGUCCUCUCCUGUAAGCUCGCCUAGUAACGCGGUGCUUUGCGGUGCCCUGCAGAAGAUCGUGGAGGUGGACCUCGAUGGCUGCCUGCACCGCAUCAACAUCUGUGAGCCACUCGACUUGGUGGCUGCAGAGCCUGAGGCGGGGGCUGCAAGUGAGCCAGAGCCCGCUGCCGGUGCAACAGGUAGUGGGAAGGCCAAACUGCCUGAGGCAUCCUUCCGGCUGGUGCCGGACUAUGACCCCCCUGAUGCACCCCCGAGGCCCGCUUCGUACUAUCGCUUUAUGGAGCGUUCUGUCGAGGAACUCGAUGAGGCAGUGGAGUACGACAUGGACGAGGAGGACUGUGCCUGGCUGCAGCUGAUGAACAGCCGGCGGCGUGCUGAGGGCCUUGGUGAAGUGAGCUGUGACACCUUUGAGCUCCUCAUGGACCGCCUCGAGAAGGAGUCCUACUUCCAGAGCCAGACAAGUGGCCGUGACCUUGGGCCGCCCAUUGAUGAGGAUGCUGUGUGUGCCAUCUGUAGCGAUGGCGAGUGCCAAAACUCAAAUGCCAUCCUGUUCUGCGACAUGUGCAACCUGGCAGUACACCAAGAGUGCUACGGUGUGCCCUACAUACCCGAGGGCCAGUGGCUGUGCCGCCGGUGUCUGCAGUCACCAUCACGCGCCGUGGACUGUGUGCUCUGCCCCAACAAAGGCGGUGCCUUCAAGCAGACAGAUGACGGUCGCUGGGCGCAUGUAGUGUGUGCUCUCUGGGUGCCCGAGGUGUGCUUUGCCAAUACCGUUUUCCUUGAGCCCAUUGACAGCUUGGGCAACAUUCCGGCUGCUCGCUGGAAGCUCACCUGCUACAUCUGCAAGCAGCGUGGCGUCGGUGCAUGCAUCCAGUGUCACCGUGCAAACUGCUACACUGCCUUUCACGUGACCUGUGCCCAGCAGGCAGGCCUCUACAUGCGCCUCGAGGAAGCCACAGGCCUGCACGUGCGCAAGGCGGCUUACUGCGACGUGCACGCGCCCGCCGCGCCCGUGAGUAGCUCGCCGCCGCCGACCACCCCCCCGCACCGCCUGCCAGCAAGCCCCCACUGCCCGGGUUCUGAGAGUGGUGACAAGGCGGACGUGGUGCGCAAGGCCCAGGCCAAGGCACAGUCGCGGGAGAAGAUGCGCAAGGCGCGUAAGAUCCUGGCUGAAAAGCGAUCAGCCGUGCCCGUGGUAUCAAUCCCGACACUGCCCAGUGACCGGCUGGCCAAGAUAGCCACGCUCACAACACUGGCACGCAAGCAGGCAUUCCUCGAACGCCUGCUGGGCUAUUGGACCCUCAAGCGGCAGUCGCGCAAUGGCGUGCCCCUGCUGCGGCGGUUGCAGAUGGCACACCCUGGUGGUGGGCGGCGGGGAGGGGAGCUUCGCGACGCCGAUGAUGCCGGUGGUGGGCUGCGCGAGCAGCUCAAAUUCUGGCAGCGGCUGCGACAGGAUCUGGAGCGUGCGCGCCUCCUCGUCGAGCUGAUGCGCAAGCGCGAGAAGCUCAAGCGCGAGCAGCUGCGCCUCCAUCAGCUGGCCACCGAGUUGCUGCUGUGCCCGCGCGACGUGCUGCUGCGGCGCCUGCUUGCCCAGCUGCGUGAGCUUGAUCCCACAGACAUCUUUGCGCAGCCAGUCAACCUUAGUGAGGUUCCUGACUACCUAAACUACAUUAAAAAACCCAUGGACUUCUGGACAAUGGAACAGAAGUUGAAGCAGCAUGAGUACUCCAACUUGGAAGAAUUUGAAGCUGACUUCCACCUAAUCGUUGACAACUGUACGACGUACAACUCGCGUGACACGCUCUACUACAAAGCAGCUGUCAAAAUGCGCGAGCAGGGAAACUCCGUGAUCAGUCACGCUAGAGCUGCGGCAGACCGCUGUGGUUACGACACAAUAACUGGCAUGCACCUUCCCGAAAACACACUGACAGCUCCUGCAGUACCUGUCAAAGGCCGUCGUGGAAGGCCACCUAAGCGCCCCGCCACCAGCCAGCCACCCCCAACAACAGGUAAUGCAGAUGCAGCGACCUUGGGUUCCCAGCCGGCAGUGCUGCAAGCCACAUCAUCCACCAGUGCCAAAGAAGGCUUCCGCCGAGGGGCCAGCAGCCAUCGUCGCGGUGGUCGUCGCCCACUCGGAUCCGGGCUGGCGCGUCGGGGCAGGCCCCCUAGCCACGGUACGCAGAUGUUCAGAGCACUGGCAUGCUCGCCUGGAAUGCGCCUAGGGGGACACUUUUCUGCAGAAGCCAUCCCAUCUGCAGUCCCCUCUGGCGUGAAUCGGCGAACAAGUGUUCUGUUUCGCAAAAAACGCUGCGCUGUGGGGAGGGGACCAGCUGGUCGUGGAGGGCGCCUUGGUCGGACCCCGUCUUCAACCGCUGCUGACAACCCAAUGCCUGACCAGGGCACUCCUCCCACCACCAGUGCCGCUGCUGUCCUUACACCGAACCAGGGCCCAGGCCCGAGGAAACGGGGCCGGUCAGGGAGUCAGGGCAGCUCCCCGGGUCCGCUUGGUUGCUUCCCACCACAGACGGACAGCUUCAAGGUGUAUCGCUCCUAUGAGCAAGGCAGCGACUCUGAUCGAGAAUCGUCAAGCGAGUCCUCCGAGUCAGCAUCAAGCAGUUCAUCGGACGAAGCCACCGAGCCAGACGAGGCCCCUGGGCCUGAUCGGCCGGAGAUUCCACUGGAGCCACUGGACCUGGUGUGGGCCAAGUGCCGUGGCUACCCAUGGUACCCGGCACUCAUCAUCAACCCCGAGAUGCCACGUGGCGGCUUCACCCAAAACGGUGUGCCUAUCCCUGUGCCCCCCGAAGAGGUGCUCGACCUGCGAGUAGGCUACCCGGAGCCCGUCUAUCUCGUGCUGUUCUUCGACACCAAGCGGACAUGGCAGUGGCUGCCGAGAAACAAGCUCGAGCCGCUGGGUGUCGACACGGCCAGAGACAAGGCGAAGCUGGUGGAGUCAAAGAAGCCUGCUGAGCGCAAAGCCGUCAAGAAGGCCUACGAGAAUGCCAUUUUGCACCGCUGCCGCGUUACGGGACAGUCCACGGGCCUGUCGGGCGACUCGAGCGGUGACGACCAAUAAAUCAUGUCUCUUCCUUC